Messenger RNA from Labeo rohita (rohu), 1817 nucleotides. RefSeq names its product chromobox homolog 1b (HP1 beta homolog Drosophila) (gene cbx1b). The record is from RefSeq and is a predicted model, not a curated record. Bases 162 to 773 code for a protein of 203 amino acids. NCBI's taxonomy places the organism in Eukaryota, Metazoa, Chordata, Actinopteri, Cypriniformes, Cyprinidae. Gene Ontology annotation, molecular function: chromatin binding. Gene Ontology annotation, biological process: chromatin organization; negative regulation of transcription by RNA polymerase II. The transcript is spliced from 6 exons. Gene Ontology annotation, cellular component: nucleus; pericentric heterochromatin.
GGCGUGAAUAGCAGCCACAUUCAGCAGCAGCAUCAUCAUCAGCACAGUAGACGUCUGUAAUUAAUCACUGCAACCUAUUCAUUUUGGAUUUAGAUACAUGCAGAUCAGCUUUAUUUCAUCUUUAUCUCAGCGAGAUACAACUGUUAAGAGCCCUUGGAAAUAUGAGCCAAACGUCAGAGCCUUCAGCCGAUGCUGCUGUGACUGAAGCUCCAGUUUCUCAAUCUGAAACCAAGCAAUCAACAGCAGGGAAGAAACAAAACAAAAAGAAAGUGGAAGAAGUGGUGGAGGAAGAAGAAGAAGAGUAUGUUGUGGAGAAGGUCCUGGAUCGGCGCGUGGUGAAGGGAAGAGUGGAGUAUCUCCUCAAGUGGAAAGGCUUUUCUGACGAGGACAACACCUGGGAACCAGAGGAGAACCUAGACUGUCCCGACCUCAUAGCAGAAUUUCUUCAGUCACAGAAAACGGCUGAAUCUGGAGGCAAGAGGCGGGCCGAGUCAGACGGCGAUGGAAAGGAGACCAAAAAGCGCAAGGAUGAGCCUGAGAAACUCAGAGGUUUUGCACGUGGUUUGGAUCCUGAGAGGAUUAUUGGUGCUACAGACUCAAGUGGAGAACUCAUGUUCCUCAUGAAAUGGAAAAACUCUGAUGAAGCUGAUCUAGUACCAGCCAAGGAGGCGAAUGUAAAGUGUCCACAAGUGGUCAUCUCCUUUUACGAGGAACGUCUCACCUGGCAUUCAUACCCCACUGAAGAAGAAGAGAAGAAGGAUGACAAAAACUAAACGACAACAACAAAAAAAAAAGAUAAAAGGGACAGUCAAUAUCAGUCGUGGCCAUUGAUAUGCUUAUUUUGUUCUUUGUUUUCUUUUUUUAAAAGAUGGCAAAGGAAAAUUGCCAUCUACGUAGGUUUCAGCGUAUUUUAGUUUGGGCACCGUUGCCGUAGACGAAGCAAAUAGACACUGCUGUAUCAGUGUGCUUGACAGGUGACUUUGCACAUUUAAUGUACUCUUCAUACAUUGACGAAAACAUUGAGAUCAUGUUUAAAAUCAUGCAACAUGUUGAAGGAGAAUCACAGAAUCAUGAUACAUGUGAAAUAGUGUUCUUUACAUGGUAGAAAUGUUGAACAUUUCCUCCCUACCCUGUGUAGAUUACACCGUUUAGUCGUUCAUACUGGGUCGGUUUCGUUUGAUGCUGUAGCUGUCUCGAAAAACGUCCUGAUGUAUUCCACGAUUCUUAAUUUUAUGUAUAUAUACUAAUGUUAAAAUAUUACUGCCUUAACAGAUUAUUAAGAAAAUGACAAUUUUAUACAUCUGUCAAUGCAGGUGGUCAUUGAAUGCAUGACUGUAUCUAGGCCCAUGGAAAAAGAGGUGUAAGAUAUAGGCCUUAUUUAACGUUCGAAACUGGCUUUGAUACGAUUGGUUUUAUAAAGACAUGCCAGCAGCUGUUACUCUUCAGUGUUUGUUUGCCCAUGACGUGUCUGGUCUCAGCAUAGGUGCUAUUUGUGAGUCGGCUCCAUUGGAUAUUAACAGUCUUUCUUGACUUGGUUUGACAUUUGUGUUUGUAAAUAUGUUUGCCAUUUCCUAGCACAUCGGUAUCACUGUGUACAGUCAGCUGAAGUUCGGUUUUUACUUUGAUACUCUUUGUCUUAUUACUGUCACACAACAAAGUAGAACUGUAACAUUUGUUCUCCUGUAGACGUUUAACGUAUGUUUUUAUGUUCUAGGCUUUAACGAUUGUAUGCUAGUUUUGUUUAACCAUAUUAUUGCAUAUUAUCAGAGCAUUUGCCAAUGAAAUACCAUUUUCAAAAAAUAAAAACCUUUGUUGUA